Molecule: messenger RNA, 834 nt
Organism: Prunus armeniaca (apricot)
Lineage: Eukaryota; Viridiplantae; Streptophyta; Magnoliopsida; Rosales; Rosaceae
Source: the annotation of a GenBank genome assembly
AUGCAGAAACGGCUGAGGGAGUCUCGGGCCAAGAAGGCAGAGAAGGGAGGUGCCCAACAGGCUGCUGGGAGGCGUUCCAGAGAUGAGGAGGGCCUAGUCUCUGAUGUGCUGGGAAAGAAGAGAGCGCUGGAGGAAGCUCACCGGAGCGUGAUGGGGACAGGGCCGAGGCUUCCUCCCUUUGGUAUGGAUGAUGUUUACGCCGAGGGGGUAGAGAAGGUGGACUUCUCUGGACUGCGUCGGCAGAAGAAGGAGGUGAACCUGGCCAUGCAUCGGCAGGAGGUUCCCUUGGUGAACGUCUUCCUGGAAGGCGUGAAGAGUGACCCAGAGGUUCUGGCGAGGACCCCGGCUACCUCCUAUGCAGAUCGGGCCCAGAAGACGCUCCUGACCCAGGCCUAUGCUUAUGGUGAGAUGUACGUGAAUAUGGCCAAGGCAGAUAAAGAGAUCCAGAGGUUGAAGAGGCGCAAUGAGAUGGCCAAGGAUAAGGUAGCGGAGGCGCAGGAGGCCAUCCGAGAGAAGAACACCCUGGUGCUGCAGAAAGCGGCGAUGGCCAAGGAGAUGGAAGAGCUGAAGCGGUCGAGGGCCGAGGAGGUAGCUGCUGCCCGGGUCGAAGCGAUCGAGUCGUUUCGGGGUUCGGAUGAGCUGAGGAACUACAUCAUGGAUCAGAUGGUGGCGAUGCAGCUGGGUUGGGAGGAGAGGGUGGCGAUGUUCAACCCUUCAGUGGAGAUUAACUUUGACACGAGUGGCGAGCCUCCCUCAUCUAGUCGUACCACUGAUGUCGUUCCAGAGCCAGAGCCAGAGCCAGCCAUUACGGAUGCUCCAUCGACUGAGUCCUGA